Messenger RNA from Medicago truncatula (barrel medic), 1134 nucleotides. RefSeq names its product dof zinc finger protein DOF2.1. The record is from RefSeq and is a predicted model, not a curated record. The coding region runs from base 214 to 1083 and encodes 289 amino acids. The transcript has 2 exons. Gene Ontology annotation, molecular function: DNA-binding transcription factor activity; DNA binding. Gene Ontology annotation, biological process: regulation of DNA-templated transcription. NCBI's taxonomy places the organism in Eukaryota, Viridiplantae, Streptophyta, Magnoliopsida, Fabales, Fabaceae.
UCUCUUGGGAUUGCUUUAUAUAUAACUAUCACUACACCUUAGAUUUUCAUUACUUACCUCACUUCACUUUGCAUCAUCACUUCUUAAUUAACCAUCUCUAUCCUUCACUUUCCUUUCUUUCAUUUCCUUAUUCAUCAUAUAUACACAAAAACCAUAACACUUUUUUUUUUUUUUAUCUCUACCUUCAAACUAAGUUGAUUAAGAAGUGUUUGUAUGGGGAUGGAUUCUUCUAGUGGGCAACAACAGCAAAUGUCUAACCAGUCAUUGGAGAGCAUGUUAACAUGUUCAAAAGGAGAACAAGACAAAAAGCCAAAACCUCCUCAACCAGAAGCUCUAAAAUGUCCAAGAUGUGACUCAAACAACACCAAAUUUUGUUACUACAACAAUUACAGUCUUUCACAACCAAGAUAUUUCUGCAAGUCUUGUAGGAGAUAUUGGACUAAAGGUGGUACACUAAGGAAUGUUCCUGUUGGUGGGGGGUGUCGAAAGAACAAAAGAUCAUCAUCAGCAUCAUCAAAGAGAUCUCAAGAUCAACCAUUUCAAACCAACCCAAAUCCACUCACUUGUUUCCCUUCAUUGUCCUAUGAUUCCAAUGAUCUCACACUAGCAUUAGCUAGGCUUCAAAAGGGUCAUCUUGGAUUUGAUCAUGAACAUGAUUUUUCCAUUUUAGGAAACCAAACCAACACCUCAUGUGGCAUUCUUAACAAUCAUGGUAUGAACCAUUCCUCAAACAACCAAGGAUUCUUUGAAGCACUUAUGGGAUCUCAGAACAAUGUGCAAAAUCUUUACUACAUGGGAGAGGUUGAUAAUGGCAAUGCUAAUGGCAAUGGUAAUGGUGAAAUGAUGUUACCUUAUGAUCAUGAAAUGAGCAUUGCAACUACUCAAGCAGUUACAGUUACUACUAUGAAACAAGAAAUGUGUAAUGUUAGGGAACAAAAUGAAAAUAGGGUUUUGUUAGGUUUUCCAUGGCAGUUCAAUAAUGGUGACACAAACAUGGCUGAAAUGGAUCAUUUAGGAAGAGCUGGUUGGAAUGGUCUCACUUCAUCUUGGGGGCAUGGCCUUCUCAAUAGCCCCCUAAUGUAGACACCGUCUCGUGAUUCUAAAUUUCAGUUGCAGUUACGCUGUGAACCUUUA